AGAUGCAACGGAAGCUGGAGCCGAAUCACAACAACAACAACAAGCACAAGGAGCGAGACAACGCGAGCCAGGACAAAGAUAAGGACAAAGACAAAGACAAGGAUAAGGAUAAGGACAAGAAUAGAGACAAGGAUAAGGACAAGCAUAGACCCAAGGAUAAGGACAAGACUAGAGACAAGACUAAGGACAAGGAUCGGCUGAAGCUAGGUCUGGCGAUUGGAAAAAUAAUGACCUCGCAACCGGUGAUCACUGCCGAGGAGCAACGCAUACAUGAGCUGGAUCAGGAUGUGGAGCGGAUAUUUGAUGUGAGAAAGCGCCUGGGCAAAGGAGCCUAUGGCAUCGUUUGGAAGGCCAUCGAACGGGAAAAGAAGAGCACGGUGGCCCUCAAGAAAAUCUUCGAUGCCUUCCGUGAUGAAACGGAUGCCCAGCGCACCUAUCGCGAGGUGGUCUUCCUGCGCGCCUUUCGCCACCAUCCGAAUAUAAUCCGUCUGAUGAAUGUAUAUAAGGCCGGCAAUAAUUUAGACUUUUAUUUGGUUUUUGAAUUCAUGGAAAGCGACCUGCACAAUGUCAUUAAGCGGGGCGAUAUCCUGAAGGACAUACACAAGCAGUUCAUUAUGUACCAGCUGGUCAAUGCCAUCAAGUACAUGCACUCGGGCAAUGUCGUCCACAGGGACCUGAAGCCGAGCAACAUCCUGAUAGACAGCAAGUGCAGACUUAAGGUGGCCGAUUUCGGCCUGGCCCGUACACUGUACAAAAAGCGUAACACCGAUUUUGAUGACCUGGAGCAUGGAGCCAUGUUGACGGACUAUGUGGCCACGCGUUGGUAUCGCGCUCCCGAAAUCCUGGUGGCCAGUCGCACGUAUACCAAGGCCAUCGAUAUGUGGAGUCUGGGCUGCAUUCUGGGCGAGAUGAUCAGACAAAAGCCGCUAUUCCAGGGCACCAGUACCAUCAACCAAAUAGAGAAGAUCGUGUCUGCUCUGCCGGAUGUGACCCAGCAGGACAUUGAUUCCAUUGGUGCCAGCUUUGGGACGGUUUUGCUCAGCAAAAAGAUCAAUCGGGAUCGUCGCCACUCCUUGGAGGACAUGCUGCGCCACUGCAGCGAUGAAGCCAUGUCCCUGUUAAAAUCCCUCCUGGUACUGGACCCGCAUCGACGGCUCACGGCCAAGGCGGCCAUGCUGCAUCCGUAUGUGACGCGCUUUCGUACCGCCUCCGCGGACAUGGAGCUCCGAUCGGAUGUGCAUCCGCCGCUAAGGGACGAAGUGCGCUACAACAUCAACGAGUACCGGUCGAAUCUGUACGAUACCAUUUGCCACGAGUCAUGGAGCAGUGGACGUUCGGAGAGGACCACCUCGUCAUCAAGCAAUCGAGAUACGGCAACAACGACAACGACGACGACUACGACGACAAAGAAGCCCUCGCGAUCCGUCUCGCGGACCAGGACACUUAGUGCCAACCAGACGACAAGCAAACUGGCAACGGUGGCGACAAUGGCGGCAGCCGCAGUGGCGGCGGUCAGGAAGACGGAUCUCAAUCUGGGCGUGAGCACAGUGCAGCGCAACAUAACCCAAAACUGGGCAGGGGCAGGGAGCGAGCAGAAGAGGACCUCAUCCUCGCCGAAGCAGUCGGCGCCUGAACAGACGCAUGUCAAGGAUGUGCCACAAAAUGGACGCACCAGCCACAAUCAUCAAUCAUCGUCAGCGCAUCCCAAGCGGCCAGUAGCCGCCGUGCCAGCAAGAACGGCUUCUCCGUUGGACGCCAAACUAAAACUCACUGCCGAGGCUGCGAUGGCUAUGCGCCGGGAACUGGACGGUAUGGCGGCCACGGCGCCACGCUCAAAGAUUCCCAUAUGGCAUUCGCAGAAGGUAACACACAACCAGUUCCAUGAUAAGGCCGAGGCGCAGGUAAAGGCGCUGCUCAACACCAGACUGCCCCCCUACACCGACCAGUUGGAGAAGGUGAAGUGGGGCGAUAAGCUGGCGGGUGGUGGUGAUCUAGCCUCACCUAAAGAUCUUCAGGGGAUGUUGGCGCGGACGCGAAUUCUCCGCAAGAUGGAGAAGGAGAGGGAGAAGAAGCCGCAGGAUAAGACGGAAGAGACGCAGUUGGAGCAGAAGAGGGAGAAGGAGAAGAAGGACAAGAGGGAUAUGGAUCGGGAGAGGGAACGGCAUCGAGACAGAGGCAGGGACAGGGAAAAGUAUACCCAAGAGCCUUCACAGUGCCAUCAUCUGAGCAAGAACACCAGGCCAGCUUUAGAGCCACGUCAGCAUAGGGUCGUUGAGGUCCAGCGGCAGGAGUCGACAGUCGAGGAGAUGAAGCGCCGCCGGCACAAAGAGGAGAAGCAGCUGGCGCGGCUUAAAACAGAGCCAGAGGAGCUGCGGGUAAGAAUGGAGGCCACCAAAAAGGACAAGGAGCGAAGGCGGCAUAUGGGCACCCAUAUGGGGGCACGGUGCCAGCGUCUCAUACAGCUUUCCAACAAGGGCACCACGGACAUGGUCCUGCAGCUGAUGACCCGCAAGCUGCAGAGGCUCAGCGAGCAGAAGGAGCUGGUGCAGGCGGAAAAAAAGCAAAACUCCUGCAGAUCAGACACACUCCAGCAGCUGGAAAACGGCACAGUUUGGUGCUAUCGCACACGUAUCGCCAACCUGGAGGCCGAGAUGGCCAAGUGCAAGGAGCAGUUGUUGAAAUUUCUCGUUGAGAAUCAGGACAUGCUUACCCAUCGCCGGCUGCGCCAUCACUUUAAUCUGCUGAAGCCCAAGAAGGAGGAGCUGGCGGCGGCGGCGGCCCAAGGCGACGGAGCCAGCGGCGAUGCGGGUGCAACAGUUCUGAUCCCGGAUCCCGAACAGAGCUACGAGUCCUUUCGCCGGGAGCAGGACAAGCUGAGGCACUUGCAGCUCCAGGAGUUUCUGGCCCGCGACGAAAGCAAUGACUACGAGCUGCCCAAUCUGGGCAAUGUAUACAAGGCCAAGAGCUAUCACUCCUUUACCCAGUCUUUUUUCAGAGGAUCGCCGGUAUCAUCGCCGGAUUCCGGCUUGUCAAAUUCCCAGGAGGCGGAGUACACCGGCACCCAUGCUGAUCCCAGCAUUCACAAGUGUGACAAGCUAUAUCCCAGCCACUCCAUGAUCAGACUGCUGGCCAUGAACAAGGGACAAGGCGAUGGGCCGAAACAGGAGCAUCAUCAUCAUCGCCAGCACAAGUACCAUAAGCACCAGCAGCAGUCGAACGACCAAAAGCGGAUGCGUCCACAGGAUAUACAGGAGGCUCAGUUCCUGCCCCGUAGGAACCACUUAUGAAGACCAGGGAUUCGAUCUCUUACUUAACGGGACGUAAUAUACUAUGUAUACAUAUAUGAAAUGUGCAUUACCCAAGUCUUGGAUAUUUGUUGCGAGUUUGUUAUUCCCUUUCAUAUAUAUAUUGGUAAUGGGAAAUUAUAGAUUAACUUAAGUGUGACGCUAUUGUUCACUUCA
Molecule: messenger RNA, 3461 nt
Organism: Drosophila kikkawai
Lineage: Eukaryota; Metazoa; Arthropoda; Insecta; Diptera; Drosophilidae
Gene: Erk7
Product: Extracellularly regulated kinase 7
Biological process (GO): protein phosphorylation; intracellular signal transduction
Cellular component (GO): cytoplasm; nucleus
Molecular function (GO): MAP kinase activity; ATP binding
Source: RefSeq, a predicted model, not a curated record